GUGUGGUCUCGUCUCUGUCAAGUUGAAAUAGGCUCGUCAAGGGCAGCGCUGUGUCUGAGCCUGGAUACUGCCGUGUUUCUCUCCCCGUGACCAGCACCAUGAAUAUGCUCCUCAGAGUCGGUCAAAUCCGCAGAUGUGCUGCCAGCCUCAGCCAAACUAUAAACCAGGUAGCAGCAUCGAGGCAGAAGCACACGCUGCCUGACCUGACCUACGACUAUGGCGCCCUGGAGCCCUACAUCAACGCAGAGAUCAUGCAGCUGCACCACAGCAAGCAUCAUGCCACCUAUGUUAAUAACCUCAACGUGGCAGAGGAGAAGUACAAGGAGGCGCUGGCAAAGGGAGAUGUGACAACACAGGUUGCCCUCCAGCCUGCACUGAGGUUCAAUGGAGGCGGCCACAUCAACCACACCAUCUUCUGGACAAACCUCUCCCCAAAUGGUGGUGGAGAGCCGCAGGGUGAGCUGAUGGAGGCCAUCAAGAAGGACUUUGGCUCCUUCGAGAAGAUGAAGGAGAAGUUGUCUGCUGCCUCGGUGGCCGUGCAGGGCUCAGGCUGGUGCUGGCUGGGCUACGAAAAGGACAGCGGAAGGCUUCGCAUCGCUGCCUGUGCGAACCAGGACCCCCUGCAGGGGACCACAGGACUCAUUCCACUUCUUGGUAUCGAUGUCUGGGAGCACGCCUACUACCUUCAGUACAAAAACGUACGGCCAGACUACGUUAAGGCCAUCUGGAAUGUCAUCAACUGGGAGAAUGUGAGCGAGCGCCUCCAGACGGCCAAAAAGUAGACUCUAAUCCUCAAAACGUCCCCAGCUGUGAACCCCCUGCACCCUCAAAAGUCAGACCUGGGUCAAAUAGUACUUAGUCCUGCAUGAAGUGGUGAAAUGUGCCGGAUCAGUCAAUGACAAGUCAAAAUUUCAGAUUGUCGGUCGCAUUAAAAGCCAAUUCUGAGAUGCUUCUCCUUUGAUUGCCGAAACUCUCUGAUGCUUGUUAUUUUGUCAUAGGUGGCGAACAUCACGUGCUACACCAGAAACAGAAAUAAAUCAUGACAAAAGUAUUUUCAGAUACUCUCUGGCCCAGGUCUGCUCCCAACUCCCAGAUUUUGUUCAAAGCGCACAAAAAGAGCCAUCUUUCACAGCAAGGCUGGCUUCCGUUUCGUUUCACUAACACUCAAAGGAUUGCUGCGAUACAUAUACUAGGUGUCAAAUAACCAGAAUGCAUUUUGAGUUUGGUGAGCUCUGUGUUAAUCAGAAUAUAUUGUACCAGGAUCAGACAAAGUUAUUGCAAUUAAUAUUUUUGAUGUAUUAUAAUAAAAUAAUAGGAUUUGAAUUGUA
Messenger RNA from Myripristis murdjan (pinecone soldierfish), 1328 nucleotides. RefSeq names its product superoxide dismutase 2, mitochondrial (gene sod2). Bases 99 to 782 code for a protein of 227 amino acids. Gene Ontology annotation, biological process: superoxide metabolic process. NCBI's taxonomy places the organism in Eukaryota, Metazoa, Chordata, Actinopteri, Holocentriformes, Holocentridae. The record is from RefSeq and is a predicted model, not a curated record. Gene Ontology annotation, cellular component: mitochondrion. The transcript has 5 exons. Gene Ontology annotation, molecular function: manganese ion binding; superoxide dismutase activity.